Messenger RNA from Hippopotamus amphibius kiboko, 2926 nucleotides. It is a transcript of the gene ECT2L, whose product is annotated as epithelial cell transforming 2 like. NCBI's taxonomy places the organism in Eukaryota, Metazoa, Chordata, Mammalia, Artiodactyla, Hippopotamidae. The record is from RefSeq and is a predicted model, not a curated record. The transcript is spliced from 21 exons. The coding region runs from base 30 to 2873 and encodes 947 amino acids. Gene Ontology annotation, molecular function: protein binding; guanyl-nucleotide exchange factor activity.
CUGGGAAUUCUCCCAGGGAAAGCCUGGAAAUGGAGAGCUUCUACACAAGAUUCAGUGCCUGGACACCUUUUAUGAACAAGUCAUUAAAUCAACAGCUCUUUCAGGAAAGAGUUGCUCUUAUAAGUCAUUGGUUUGACCUUUGGACUAACAAGCAACGUCAAGAAUUCUUAUUCACAAUUUUUUUACGAUGCACUAAAUCACAAUUAAGGGUUGUCCAAGACUGGUUUUCAGAAAGGAUGCAAGUGGCCAAAGUGGAUUUCUCUACAGUGUUACCACGCUUCAUUUCUCUAUAUAUCUUUUCCUUUUUGAAUCCAAAAGAUUUGUGUGCAGCUGCACAAGUCAGCUGGCCCUGGAAAUUUUUAACUGAACAGGAUUGCUUAUGGAUGCCCAAAUGCAUUAAGUUCGGAUGGUUUCUGCCCUACACACCAGCAGAUAAUGAGUAUGCUGCUUGGAAGCACCAUUACAUUGCUUGUGUGUCCAGCUUAGAUUGGCUGACCCCUAGGGAAGCCGCAGCUGUUUAUGGGACCCUGAAUGAACCCAAAACGGAAGAGGAGGAGCUACAGGAGAGGCACAGAGAAAAGUGCCUGAGGAAAAUAAUUUGGGAGAAAAUUGUACUACGUAAGAAGGAGUUGUUCAAAGUUCGACCCCCUUGGGUGAGUGGAACACGCUGCUCUAGGUUGCUCAGAUCCAAAUGCCAACCACGUCUCUCCCAGACUGUGAGGGAUCGAGUGGGAUUACACGAGACUUUGGAGAAACAGCUUGUUUUGGCAUCUUUAGAAGCUUUGCCCAAGCGAAGCAAUGUUUCUGGAUGCCAUUCCUACUCUUUAUUAUCAAAGAAAAGUUGGCGUGGAGUUUAUAAAAAUGGCGGCAGCUCUUCACAUGCUCUCCAGCCACACUUCAUAUUAAUAUCAUCUCGGAUUCCGGCAUAUGAGAUGGUGGUGAACAGUGUUAGAGCAGGUAUCAUUUCUGUGGUGUAUGAACACAGCAGCCUAACAUUGGAGAGCCUACUUUAUCUCAUAGAAAAAGCUCUGGAUGGGCAGAAGGCACAGAGUAUGGGAAUAUUUAGUGAUGGAAAUAGCAGAGAAAUCAAUUUACUCCGAGGCUAUAAAAUUGGUAUUAAAAAUUUACUGAGGCCUGAAGUGAGAGACUUCUGGGAGAAAUUAGGAAGCUAUGUGGCCCCUGAAGAAGAAGGCGGCCACGUGGACCUCUUUGUACCACUUGGAGCAUCAGAGGCAGGAAUAGAAGUUCUUUCUCAGCUGUCUCAACUGACUGGCACGUUAUUUACCGCCCCCACUGGGAUUGCCACCGGCUCGUACCAACACAUUCUUAGUGAUUGGCUGGGACGACAGUGGGAAAGGGCGCCCCCUUCCAUCUACUUCAGUGACUCAAAGCUGCAGAUGUGGUCCAGCCUCACCGACUUCCUGGAACACACCUUGAAAUCAGUAAGGAAACAACUAAGUCCUCUCUUCAAGGAGUUGCAGAAGAAUGUCAGUGGCAGGAUGAUAGGGCAAUUUGUAUUUGACACCAUGAGUAUGGCUAACAUUCUGAACAACCAAGAAAUUAUACAAGCUCUGGCGGAUAGAUUGCUAGAACUUUCGAAAGAAAAUUCUGACAACCCGCUGGAAUUUUUGUCAUAUUUUCUGCUGAAGAAAUGUAUUAAAAAGAGCAAAGAUUUUGAAGGAAAUGUUAUUCUGACAAAAAGCGACCCAAAGGCAACAUGCAGUGUACUCACAAAGGAAAGAAGUGUUAUGGAAGAUAAUCCUCAGGACACAAAAUCAAGUCUCAGCAAAAAUGACCCAUGUUUUGAGUUGCUGGUUAAGCUGGAGAGAAAGCUGCAGGUGGACUCGGCCGAGAUGCGAACCAGAGUCGUCAGGGAGCUCUUACAGAGCGAGAGGAAAUAUGUGCAGGUGCUGGAAAUUGUGAGAGAUGUUUACGAAAGGCCACUGAGAGCAGCACUGUCAUCAAACAGAGCAAUUCUGAGUGCUGCAAAUAUCCAGAUCAUUUUUUCUGAUAUUCUGCGAAUUCUCUGUCUUAAUAGGCAGUUUCUGGAUGACCUGAGAGCCAGACUACAGGAAUGGGGGCCCGCUCACUGCGUGGGAGAAAUAUUCAUAAAGUUUGGAAGCCAGCUGAACACAUACACCAACUUCUUCAACAAUUAUUCUGUUGUUCUGAAAACUAUUGAGAAGUGCAGAGAAAUGAUACCAGCAUUCCGAGCUUUUCUGAAGAGGCAUGAUAAGACCAUUGUUACCAAGAUGCUGAGCCUUCCGGAGCUGCUGUUGUACCCAUCCCGGAGGUUUGAAGAAUAUGUGCAUCUUCUCUACGCUCUGAGACUUCACACUCCUGCAGAACAUGCUGACCGUGGGGACUUGACCACUGCCGUUGACCAAAUCAAAAAAUACAAAGGUUACAUAGAUCAGAUGAAGCAGAACAUCAAUAUGAAAGAUCAGCUGUCAGACAUACAGAGAAUCAUUUGGGGGUGCCCUUCUCUGUCAGAAGUAAACAGAUAUCUGAUUAGGGUCCAAGAUGUAGCCCAACUUCACUGCUGCAAUGAGGAAAUAAGUUUAUCUUUAAGGCUCUAUGAACAUACCCAUGAUCUCAGUCUUUUCCUCUUCAAUGAUGCACUGCUUGUUUCUAGUCGGGGGACGUCUCAUAUUCCAUUUGAAAGGACUUCAAAAUCAACCUACCAGUUCAUUACAUCGGUGGCCCUUCAAAGGUUAUUCAUAGAAGAUAUUCCAGAUUCCAAAUAUAUCAAGAAUGCAUUUAUUCUUCGAGGUCCAAAACACGAAUGGAUUUGUGCUACAGAAGCUGAGGAUGAUAAAUUCCUAUGGUUGAUGGUACUGCAAAAUGCCAUAGAAAGUAGUAUUGCAAAGUGAGCCUGGACUUAAAACCCCAGGGGUGCCAAUCUGCCCUGGCAAAGACAGACAGC